Messenger RNA from Cryptomeria japonica (Japanese cedar), 929 nucleotides. RefSeq lists its product as uncharacterized. The transcript has a single exon. Lineage: Eukaryota; Viridiplantae; Streptophyta; Pinopsida; Cupressales; Cupressaceae. The record is from RefSeq and is a predicted model, not a curated record. The coding region runs from base 282 to 818 and encodes 178 amino acids.
CCUAUUGAAUCUCCCCUCUAUAUAUAUCUUCAACAUUGUCUGAAACAUUUAACUUGCUUUAUUCUAAUUCUGUACCCUGAAGGCCUGAACAGUGUUUUUCAAGUCUUAAAGAUCUAGCUUCUUUUAUUUUCACUCCGUAACCCUCAACAGAGCUUUUUAGGUCUGAAAGAUUUGACAGUACUUUUUCAGGUCUGGAAGAUUUAGCUUGCUCUGUUCUCUCUGUAGAUUGUAUCCCUGAACAGAGCUUUUCAGGUCUGAAAGAUUUAAAAGUGUUUUUCUCAAUGGCCGCUAUUUCACUUGGAGUUGUUGGCUACAAAAGCCUUUUUAAAAAGAGUCUUCUCUGUGAUGGCGAGAGUCUUUCAAUGCAAAAAGCUUCUGGAAAUGGAUCCAGCCGGGCUUCAGUAAGCAUUUGUUCAUAUGGCAAUUAUUCAGAAAAUCAGAAGAAGAAUGGUUUUGCAAGGAAAGCAGUUAAGCCCCAAUUUGAUUUCAUCAAUAAGGGUUUGCAGCCGAGAUGGUGGAUUCCUCUGUUUAGGAGCUCUGCUGACAAAAAAUGGGCAGAGGAAGGCGGUAGCAAUGAACAAUCCGUUGAAAGUGCUGUUGUGCAGAGUGCAAGAAAAACCCUAGACAAUGAGAGAGUGAUUGACGAAGAGGAAAUUUCAGCGAGGAGAAGAUCCAAGUUUGUAGGUGUGCGUUUCACUCCAGAGAAGGCCAAAUUACUGAGGAAAGCCCUUCGUUCUACUUCCAGUUUCCAUGACUUGAUGUAUCAUUCUGCCAUUGCUUCUCGUUUGGCUUCGCCUGAUUCGUCUUCAGAUGAGUGAAGAGGAAUGAAAUUUAGGCUUAAUCUGUCAACAUACAGUGCAAUUUAAUGUAAAGAAUGGCCAUUUGGCUACAAUUUUUUCAUUAGAAUACAAAUCAAAAGUUUAGAAAGA